Ixodes scapularis (black-legged tick) is the source of this 2403-nucleotide messenger RNA. Its product is annotated as neprilysin-1-like. Gene Ontology annotation, cellular component: plasma membrane. NCBI's taxonomy places the organism in Eukaryota, Metazoa, Arthropoda, Arachnida, Ixodida, Ixodidae. The record is from RefSeq and is a predicted model, not a curated record. The coding region runs from base 1 to 2403 and encodes 800 amino acids. Gene Ontology annotation, biological process: protein processing. Gene Ontology annotation, molecular function: metalloendopeptidase activity. The transcript has a single exon.
AUGAACAACAUAAAGCAAGACGGAAAACAUCUGCUCAAAGUGCUCAGAGCAACAGGAGCCAGCGGCGCUCUCCCACUGCACAAGGCAGCUAAUGCAAAACGCCCGCAAUCACCUCCUCGGCGUUUCCAUUGCAGUCCGUCGCACAAAUUCGUAGGGGCUGUGGACUCUCCUAGCGUUAUUGUUAAGAAAGUAAACAGUACUACGCCGCUUGAAGAACCUCCAACUGUAGAGUCACAGCAGCCAUUCAGACACAUCAUACUGUGCAAGCGCAAGUUGCUGCUAUACCCAUUCAUUCCGUUACUGGCGCUGGCAUUAAUAUUUGCAGGCACAUCUACGUUCUUUCAAAACUCGAAGCCUGCUAUGCCCCUGCACAAUCAUACUGAGCAUACAUUGAGAAUAUUGUCAACGGGUAGAAAUAAUACCCCAAUAUAUCAAAACGAUUCCACGGAGGACUACGAUACCUGCUCUACGAUCCCUUGCAAGCGGGAUGGAGCCUAUCUGUAUGGCCUUUUGUCCUGGCAUCUAGACCCUUGUGACAACUUUUAUCGGUUCGUCUGCAGUCGCUGGAAAAGCGUCGUUGGUGCCACAAACACUGACCUGAAACUUGAUGUCUCGGCCACUGUUUGGGACGAUCGAAGCCAUCAUCUGGAGUACAGUGUGCACACUCUUUUGCUAAGAAGCCACACUGCGGAAGACCUAACACCACUCAAACGACUCUUCUACGAGUGCAUGAAUACGCGCCAAUUGGACACCGAUGACUGGGCACCGAUGCUGGAACUACUAUGGCUAGUAGGCCUGGAAGGUUUUCCAUUUAGCUCCUCCCUGCACCGUAACAGCACCUCAAUAUGGGCGGUGGCCGCCAAAGUGCUCAAGAUGACAGGAGCCGAAACGCUACUGAGCAUGUUCACCUUAGCACAUCCAUCGAAGGCGAACGCGGACAUUAUCAGCGUUGGUCCGCCCGAUAUGUUGGCGCCAAAAGGCAGCUCUCAGCAGCAGGCAACGCAGUUCUACAACAGUACAGCUUUCGCCUGCAUGAUUUCUCUCAAGAAACAGCGCAACCCGUCUAUCUACUCACUCGAGGUGGCUUCUCUCGCGUGGCGUCUCGAAGAGCUCGUCUACACCCACACAGUGAUGGCUGGACUGCCGAAGCGCCGUAUACAACCUCUCAAGGCGCAACCCGAUGUUUCUAGUUUUCUUGGCGAGUUUUUUCCUAGCAUCGGCUCGGCGCUAUACAUUGGUAGCCACACAGAAGUCUUGGUUCGUUCUCCGGUCUUCUUUGACGCCCUGAAUAGCCUGGUGCACUCCACUGAACCCUACAUCCUCAUGAACUAUAUCGGAAUUAGGUUGAUGAUUGCGGUGGCUGCUUUCGCGCCUUCCUCAGGCCGUCUUCUUGUGCAGACUAUGGUGGAACACCAGUAUGGUAGAGCACGACCCUCACUGCCCCGCUGGAAACUGUGCAUCCGUACGAUAGAAAGAGCGAUUCCCGACUUGUUUUUGCACGCAGUGCGACUCGCCUACAAGACCCAGUUCGCCAUGGACUCUGUGCAGAGGCUGCUGGAUUCGAUCAGGCAGUCACUUGCCGGUGACUUGGCCAAACUGGCCGUCCUUGAUCAAGAAUCGCGUGCCCAGGCUUUGGCACUGCUGAAUGUUACACAAUUUCGACUUUUUAGACCAUCAUGGCUGACCAACAAGGAAAAACUGGAAAGCUAUGUGAGCGCGUUGCCUCGCGUAGUGCGAGGCCAGAACCUGCGGUCCUUUCACGCGCUUCACAGUCACAGUUUCGCUGAGAUGCUUCGCCGAGAUCAGGCCGACCGGUGGCAGGGUUCAGCUUUUGACCACGAUUGCAGCUAUGACGGAAAGGUGGUGUUUGUGCCUGUUCUCCUUUUUAACUUUUCUGUGUUUAACCAUGGUGCUGACCAGAGCCUAGGUUUGCCACACGCCGGCGUGCGCCUUGCUCGUUGCUUGCUGCAGCUGCUUCUGGCCAACAUCUCUCAGGGCGCGACUGCCGCCGUCGGACGCCUCUGGUGGCCUGACAUGGCCAGCUCGUUCCUAGCCGACUCCCAGCUCUGCUUCCAACAGUACGGCCUGCCACAUGUCGGCUCCCUCCAGUUGCUCGAGUACACGGCCGCCAUCAAGCCCGCCAUGGAUUUGUACCAGGAGGACAAGCGAGUCGACAUUCGCUUUAACACACUUCCAGCUUAUAGUGCCGUGCACCUUUUUUAUGUUUACUAUGCCCUUUCUUCCUGUCAAGAGUCAAAAUCGGACAACGCCACCGAGGUGGCUAGUUAUUUGACCAACGUGCCGCUCUGGAAUAACCGACUGUUUCAGGAGACUUUUCGUUGUCCUGUUGGUUCCCACAUGAAUCCUCCCAAUAAGUGCGUUCUCUGGCGGGAAGCUCACUAG